Molecule: messenger RNA, 2178 nt
Organism: Dreissena polymorpha
Lineage: Eukaryota; Metazoa; Mollusca; Bivalvia; Myida; Dreissenidae
Product: coiled-coil domain-containing protein 42 homolog
Exons: 7
Coding region: 109-1206 (365 amino acids)
Source: RefSeq, a predicted model, not a curated record
GCCUAGGUGCGCUGAUUUGCAUAAAGUUGUUUAACAAUGGCGGACGAGUUAUAACAGCGAACGAUAAAUACUUUAACUCGCAGAGUGCAGCCAAUUUAUUGAGGAAUAAUGGCUGAAACGGUCUCAGAUCGUCAGAAGUUAUUUGAACUGGAUUUAGAUAAUCAAAAGAAGAACAUAUUCGUCACACAAUUGCAUGACAGAGAUGAUGAGGAUGACAUUACAGCAUUUCCAGUCGUUAAGGAGACAGGGGACAAACUUAUUGAGACUGGCAUUAACACAUUACAAAGAACGCUAUUGUUAAAAAAAGAGGUUGAAGUUGACAAAGUACAGGCAGAGCUAGAAGCAAAGCGCCAUGAGUUCCGACAAAGAAUGGAAGCAUGUGCAAAAAGGCAGAUUGAAAUACAAAAGAGGCAGCAGAAGAUGAAAGAUAGAGUUGCUCAGUUUGGUUCCUUCUUGAAAGAAAAUGAGGCAAAACGACGGCGAGCUAUUCAGAAAUAUCAAACAGAGGUCAAGUUAAAGGAACAGAAGACAGUAGAACUAGAACAAUUGGAAGAGGAAUUAGAACAGCUCAAAGAUACGUUGUCAAGAUUAGACAGAAAGGUUUCCCGUUACAAGAAAUUUGAAGACUACUUGCUGCGUGUGAUAGACGUAAUGCCAGAAGAUUAUCUGGCAGCCUCCGAUGACAAGAUGAAAGGACUAAUGUCUCGACAUCGCACACUCAGUGACUCUAAUGUCCAUCUAGUCAAUAAGCUGGUGUCAAUGUCAGACGAGCUGGAAGACUUGAAGGGUGAACUGGAUGUAAUGAAGAACGAACACAACAAGCAGGUGAUAUCCAUCAACAGUGAGUUGUCACGGUUACAGCAGGUACAGGAAGUGGAGAGUGCCCACAACCAGAAAGUGGAAAACAAAUAUAAUGAAACCAAAGGAGGGAUGAGGCAAAAGCGCACAGAACUUGGUGUGAUAUUGAUGGCGAUUGACAACAUAGCAGAGAUCUGCCACAAACGUCUUGACGUGCCAGUACAGGAGAUGAACCUCGACCAGAAACUCAGGAAAAUAAGAGAUUACGUCAAUGACCGAGCCGACGUGGCCAUAAUGGCUCAACCCACUGAGGAUGAGGAAACUCCCACAGGAAGUAGAAGAGGCAGCACAGAAAAUUCGAAAAAAUCAAAAACUAUAAAGAAUUUGAAAGUGACAAUAAAUGGAUAGCUUUUCAUUGAACAUUACAUCCAUUUUGCAUUUUUAUAUCAUGCCUUAUAAAACUUAAAGUGCCUUACUGGUUUUUGGCCUCUUUAGGCUAUAUUUUUUAACCUUUUUAGUCAGCCGUAAUGUUGGCAAUUUUGUCUCAAUACUAAAAAAAUAAAAGUGUUUCAUGAUUUUCCUUCUUUUUAAACUGCUCAAUCAAUCUUCUGAAACAAAUGGACAUUAAACAGUUUCUGACUCUUUUUUAUAUUUUGCUGUUUUUGGACCCAAAUAGAAAUUCUGCAGAUAACUAUUCUAGUAUCUCUCUGGCACACCUUAAGGAACUGGCAAACCUAAUAAUUUUGAUUUACAUUCUGGAGACAUUUCUGAAAUAGUAUUAAUGUAAUCAUGUAAAAGGCAAUUUUUAGCAUCAGCUUUAGAGAUAAAUUUAUGAGAAAAGUCUGAGUUUUAUUUUUGGAGAUUUUAUUUUUUGUGUUUAAUUUAUUUGUGGUGCCUGUACAAUGAUGCUUGCCAUUGCUAACGGUUGUCAUAUCUGUGAUGUUUUUAUAACAUAUUUUGUUAUGUUUUAAAUAAUAUAUUUUGCUAAACGUCUUAUCAUUAUUAGAGGAACUUGUUCUUUUAGAAGUGAACAGAGUGGGUAGCCAUAGUAAUUCUUGAUUCUAUGUUUUUAAAUUACACCACACAUUUGAAAUAAGGUUAGAAUUUAUCAUACAACAUUCAAGAACUACUGUAUUUAUACACAUGUUAUUCAGGAGUAGCUGACAUUAUUGAUAAUUGAAGGUAUUUUUUGUUUCUGUAUAAAUUAUUAUCAUAGUUGCUCAACCAUUAAUGGGUACAAUUCAUUGCUACAAUGGACUUUGUUAUUGCUUUUACCAAGUCUUCUUAUGUUCUGUUUAUGUCUUUGUUACUACAUCCAUGCUGUAGUUCAGUUGCAUUGAAGUGAUAUCUAAGCUUUUUAAAACAGACAAACACAUAAAU